Molecule: messenger RNA, 1047 nt
Organism: Osmerus eperlanus (European smelt)
Lineage: Eukaryota; Metazoa; Chordata; Actinopteri; Osmeriformes; Osmeridae
Exons: 3
Coding region: 7-876 (289 amino acids)
Biological process (GO): response to bacterium
Source: RefSeq, a predicted model, not a curated record
AACAAGAUGAAGUGUCGGAGAGACCUUUCACUGUUGAUGACAUUACUUCUAGUAGACAUGAUUUUUAUGCAAGAAGUGACACAGUCUAUACUGCAGGACAAUGGUGUCAAGUCUGUCAAUGUUGGAGACACGGUAACUCUGCAUUGCUUCUACCAAGGUGUUAUGGCAAUGCACUUUUCUUGGUACCGGCAAACCCUAGGAGAUAAACCCCAGCUGGUAUCUACAAUGUAUAAGUAUGAACCAAAAGCCAGACUGCACAAUGAGUUUGAGUACAAUCCUCGCUUCUCUGUGCAAUGUGGUGAAGGAACAAAUCACCUGACAAUCUCAGAUGUUCAACCUUCAGAUACAGCUAUGUAUUUCUGUGGAAGCGCACACUCCAACGUUGUAGUAUUUGUUGACGACGUCUUUCUCAAUGUAAAAGGGUCCGACAGUAUAACUAUUGUCCAGCAGCCAGUGUCUGAGUCAGUGCAGCCAGGAGACUCUGUAACUCUGAACUGCAGAAUACCCACUGAGACCUGUGCAGGAGAACACAGUGUCUAUUGGUUCAGACAUGGCUCAGGAGAAUCCCGUCCAGGAAUCCUUUACACCCAUGGAGGCAGGAGUGAUCAGUGUGAGAAGAGCCCUGAGGCUGGGUCUCCUACACAGAGCUGUGUCUACAACCUCCCCAAGAGGAACCUCAGCCUCUCUGAUGCUGGGACUUACUACUGUGCUUUGGCCUCAUGUGGGGAGAUACUGUUUGGAAAUGGGACCAUGCUGGAUGUUAUACCACUUAGUAGAGACCAGAUAACAAUCCUUGUCUUUCUCUCCAUCAUGAGAACUGCAGUUGUCCUCUGCACUUUGAUCAUCUUUUUUGUCAUCUAUGUUGCAAGAAAAUAACUGAACCCAAGUUCUUCUGUAAAUGUACUGUAAGCAACCUGUAACAAGCCCUUGGAUAUGAAGAGAAGUGCCCUUGCACUUGAAUAUUUAUGUAAAAUGAUUUAUUACUCCAAUUAAAUUCAGAUACUAUUUUAUUACAGAAUUAAACAAUAAUGUAUUAAGUAACUUGCU